Molecule: messenger RNA, 2190 nt
Organism: Gadus macrocephalus (Pacific cod)
Lineage: Eukaryota; Metazoa; Chordata; Actinopteri; Gadiformes; Gadidae
Gene: glb1
Product: galactosidase, beta 1
Exons: 16
Coding region: 153-2093 (646 amino acids)
Biological process (GO): carbohydrate metabolic process
Cellular component (GO): vacuole
Molecular function (GO): beta-galactosidase activity
Source: RefSeq, a predicted model, not a curated record
UCGAUUUAUCGAGUAAUCACAACAACCACGUCGUGACGUCACACGAUAACUAGUCCGCAACUCAUUCAGUCUUUGUCGGACUCACAGGGGACCGGCGACUCUGUCCAUCUAAAACACUGCUAUCGUAAGAGUCAGUUAAAACGAAGUAAAACAUGAUACUGUCUUCUUUCCUUCGUAUCGGCGCCGUUGUACUGGUGCUCCUGGGAAAUUCAGUUGGGGCACUGCGGUCAUUUAGCAUAGACUACAAAAAUUACUGCUUUCGCAAGGAUGGCGAGGAAUUCCGCUACAUAUCUGGGAGCAUCCACUACAGCCGGAUUCCCAGAGUGUACUGGAAGGACCGCCUGCUGAAGAUGUACAUGGCUGGACUAAAUACCAUUCAGACAUAUGUUCCCUGGAACUUCCACGAGCCGUCUCCAAGUCAGUACAUUUUCAAUGGAGACAGAGACCUGGAGCACUUUCUUCAGCUGGCCCAAGACAUCGGUUUACUGGUUAUUCUGCGGCCUGGGCCCUACAUAUGCGCAGAGUGGGAUAUGGGUGGCUUGCCUGCCUGGCUUCUCAUGAAGAAAGACAUAGUGCUGCGCUCUUUAGACCCGGAUUACAUUGCAGCGGUGGACACAUGGAUGGGAAAGUUGCUACCGAUGAUGAAACCUUUCCUAUAUCAGAACGGAGGGCCGAUUAUAUCCGUCCAGGUUGAAAACGAAUAUGGCAGCUACUUCACAUGUGACUACAACUACAUGCGUCACCUGUCCAAGUUAUUCCGGGGACACCUGGGGGAGGAGGCGGUGCUGUUCACCACUGAUGGCGCGGGUCUUGGGUACCUCAAGUGCGGCUCCAUACAGGGUCUUUAUGCGACUGUGGACUUUGGUCCAGGCGGUAACGUCAGUGCUGCAUUCGCUGCCCAGAGACAUGUGGAACCCCGUGGACCGCUGGUGAACUCAGAGUUUUACACUGGGUGGCUGGACCACUGGGGGAGCCACCACUCCACCGUUUCAACAGCCGUUUUGGCCAAGUCUCUCAAUGAGAUCUUGGCCCUGAGCGCCAAUGUUAACUUAUACAUGUUUAUCGGGGGGACUAAUUUUGGAUACUGGAACGGUGCGAAUAACCCGUACGCCCCACAGCCCACCAGUUAUGACUACGAUGCCCCGCUCACAGAGGCCGGUGACCUCACUGACAAGUACUUUGCCAUUAGAGAAGUUAUUAAAAUGUAUCGGAAGAUACCAGAAGGGCCAAUCCCUCCAUCCACUCCAAAAUACGCUUAUGGGGCUGUUCAGAUGACAAAGGUCCAGACAGUCAUGAGUGCCUUGGAAAUACUGUCAUUCUCGGGACCGGUGAAAAGCAUACAUCCAAUGAGCUUCAUUGAAUUAAAUCAGGCCUUUGGGUUUGUCCUCUACAGGACCAAGCUCCCGGUUAACUGCAGCUCACCAACUCCCCUUUCCUCCCCACUGAAUGGAGUUCACGAUCGGGCGUACGUGUCAGUCGAUGGGGUGCCAAUGGGAGUCCUGGAGAGGGACAAAGUGUUGACUAUCAACAUAACAGGAAGCUCUGGAGAUCAGGUUGACUUGUUGGUCGAGAACAUGGGCCGCAUCAACUAUGGAAGGGGCAUGAACGACUUCAAGGGCUUGGUGUCCAACUUGACAUUAGGCAAAGAUGUGCUGAGUGGCUGGACCAUGUACAGUCUGAAUAUCGAUGAGGCAGUCAGCAAGGGGCUCCUACAACAGACCAAGGUGCCAGGCUCCAGCCAGCCAACCAGCUUCUCCCUGCCAGCCUUCUACAGGGGAAGCUUCCUGAUCCCUGACGCCAUCCCAAACCUGCCCCAGGACACCUACGUUCAGUUCCCGGGCUGGAUUAAGGGCCAGGUCUGGAUUAACGGCGUCAACCUGGGGCGCUACUGGCCCUCCCGGGGACCCCAGGUGACCCUCUUUGUGCCGGCCAGCGUCCUCAGCACGGCGGACCCAAACAACGUUACGGUCCUGGAGCUGGAGGCGUCCCCCUGUACCACGGGACCCUGCGUGGUGGAGUUCACCAAGACCCCCAUCCUGAACGCCACUGUCUCCUCGGCCCACUGCCAGAGGUUGUUCCUCAGAGGCGGCUAGUUGUCCGGAGCUGUGCUCAUCUCUGAUUGGAUGCCCAGAGGAAUCAAUUUGCACUGUUGAUUUAUAUACAAUGGCACAGAGGCAGACGUUGAGCGUU